Molecule: messenger RNA, 2232 nt
Organism: Penicillium oxalicum
Lineage: Eukaryota; Fungi; Ascomycota; Eurotiomycetes; Eurotiales; Aspergillaceae
Gene: cat2
Product: bifunctional catalase-peroxidase Cat2
Exons: 1
Coding region: 1-2232 (743 amino acids)
Biological process (GO): cellular response to hydrogen peroxide; hydrogen peroxide catabolic process
Cellular component (GO): cytosol
Molecular function (GO): heme binding; catalase activity
Source: RefSeq, a predicted model, not a curated record
AUGGGUGAAUGUCCCGUUCACAAGCCCGCCAAUGUGGCUGGCCAUGGCACUCGCAACGGUGACUGGUGGCCCGAUAACCUGAAGCUCAACAUUCUGCGUCAACACACCAACGCCACAAAUCCCAUGUCCAAGGAAUUUGACUAUGCCACUGCCUUCAAGAGCCUCGACUACUAUGCCGUCAAGAAGGACCUCACAAACCUGAUGACUGACUCUCAGGACUGGUGGCCGGCCGACUUUGGCCACUAUGGUGGUCUGUUCAUUCGCAUGGCGUGGCACAGUGCCGGCACUUAUCGUGUCUUCGACGGCCGAGGUGGCGGUGGUCAGGGUCAGCAGCGAUUUGCCCCCUUGAACAGCUGGCCCGAUAACGUUUCCCUCGAUAAGGCCCGCCGCCUGUUGUGGCCCGUCAAGCAAAAGUAUGGCGACAAGCUGUCCUGGGCCGACCUGUUCUUGCUCGCCGGUAACGUGGCCCUGGAGUCCAUGGGCUUCAAGACCUUUGGCUUCGCCGGUGGCCGCCCCGAUGUGUGGGAGGCCGAUGAGUCUGUCUACUGGGGUAGUGAGGUUGAAUGGUUCACCAACGACGCCCGCUACAAGCCCGAGAGUGACGCCGAGUCCUCCAAGCAGAGCAACCUGUCCACUCGCGACCCCGAAGACCCUCUGGGCGCCACCGUGAUGGGACUCAUUUACGUCAACCCGGAGGGCCCCGACGGCAACCCGGACCCCGUCGCGGCCGCGCACGAUAUUCGUGUGACCUUUGGCCGGAUGGCCAUGAAUGACUACGAGACCGUCGCCCUGAUUGCUGGUGGCCACACCUUCGGUAAGACCCACGGUGCCGCUCCGGCCGACAAUGUGGGCAAGGAGCCUGAAGCCGCCGGCAUCGAGCAGCAGGGCUUGGGCUGGACCAACUCUCACGGCACCGGCAAGGGCCCUCACACCAUCACCUCCGGCCUCGAGGUCACCUGGACUCACACCCCCACCAAGUGGAGCAUGCAGUACUUGGAGUACCUCUUCAAGUACGAGUGGGAGCUCACCAAGUCGCCCGCUGGUGCCAACCAAUGGGUCGCCAAGACAAACGACGAGAUCAUCCCCGACGCCUUCGACCCCAACAAGAAGCACAAGCCUACGAUGCUCACGACCGACUUGUCUCUGCGUUACGACCCCGCUUAUGAGAAGAUCUCGCGCCACUUUUUGGCGAACCCGGAUGAGUUUGCCGAUGCUUUCGCCCGGGCGUGGUUCAAGCUGCUCCACCGUGAUAUGGGCCCUCGUGCGCGCUGGCUGGGUCCCGAGGUCCCCAAGGAGAAUCUUCUGUGGGAAGACCCGAUCCCCGCGGUCAACCACCCUCUGAUCGACACCGAAGACGCUGCCGAGCUGAAGCGACACAUUCUCAGCUCGGGCGUGGAACCCACCAAGUUCAUCUCCGUCGCCUGGGCAUCUGCCUCGACUUUCCGUGGCGGUGACAAGCGCGGAGGUGCUAACGGCGCUCGUAUUCGUCUGGCCCCCCAGAACAACUGGAAGGUCAACAACCCGGCCCAGCUGCGGGAGGUUCUCAACGCCCUCGAGGAGAUCCAGCGCAAGUUCAACAGCUCUCAGACGGGUAACAAGCGUGUGUCGCUCGCCGAUCUGAUUGUUCUGGCCGGUUGCGCGGCUCUUGAGAAGGCGGCCGGUAUCCCCGUCCCCUUCACUCCCGGCCGCAUGGACGCUUCGGAGGAGCAGACCGACGCCGAGUCCUUCAGCUUCCUCGAGCCCGUUGCGGAUGGCUUCCGUAACUACGGCAAGUCCUCCAUCCGCGUUCGCAGUGAGCAAAUGCUCGUCGACCGUGCCCAGCUCCUGACUCUGACCGCUCCCGAGAUGACCGUCUUGGUCGGCGGUCUGCGCGUGCUCAACGGUAACUACGAUCGCUCUAACCUGGGAGUCUUCACCCAGCGCCCCGGUCAGUUGACCAACGACUUCUUCGUCAACCUGUUGGACAUGAACACCGUGUGGAAGCCCACCGACAGCAACAACGACAAGUUCGAGGGCGUGGACCGCAAGACUGGCGCGAAGAAGUGGGAUGCUACCCGUGUGGACCUCAUCUUCGGUCACCACGCCGAAUUGCGAGCUCUGUCCGAAGUCUACGGUUCCCACGAUGGUCAGUCCAAGUUUGUCCGCGACUUUGUGGCUGCUUGGGAUAAGGUGAUGAACCUGGACCGCUAUGACGUCGUCUACUCUGGUAACCAGGGCCGCGCUCGUCUUUGA